ACUGUCUUGUCUCCGCACGGUUUUCUCUCCUCUCCAUCAUUAGGGUUUUACGGCGGCUUUUUUCCAUUCUUUCCGGCAAAUCUAUUCAACUGCGCGCAUUGCACUUCUAAAAAUGGCAUCUUCGGAGGACGACGGCGUCGACAUGGCUGAUAGCUCUGAACAAAAUUGGGAAGACGAUGAUGACGCUAUUGACACCACUGAAUCUGAUCAGGACUUCUAUUUAGCUAUCAAACCUCAGUCUAGUCAGUCGUUCUGCGAGUAUGAUUUUAAGACUGCCCCUUAUCACAACGGAGGGAUCAAAGCUUCUGAAUUUCCUGAAGACAUCUUAAGUAAAGUGGAUAUGAAGAUCAAAGAUGUGGCGAAGAGACAUGUACUUCCUAUCCUCCCCGCUAAAUCAUUAAUGAAGUUUCGAGCAGUGUCUAAAGAAUGGAAUCAGUGGAUCGCUAGUCCAUUAUUAGCGUACCAGCAAAGCUUUUCAUUCCAGAAACUUUCAGGCUACUUUUUCCAAAGGGUGGAUGAUCAAUUUGAUCCUAAUCCUUCCAUUGGUUUCAUGUCUCUGGAUCGUUCUGCUAAUGGAGUCCCCAGUCCUUCCCUUGAUUUCUUGCCCGAAAGGGUCAAAGUCCUAAGUUGUAGCAGCGGCUUGCUCCUUUGUCAAGGGUGGGACAGUUAUUAUGUUUGCAAUCCUGCAACCAAAGACUGGAAAAUGCUCCCUCCUCCACAAUAUUAUCAUGGGUCUGAUCCAGCAGUUGUUCUUGCAUUUGAUCCUCAGUGUAAUAUUGAAGCAUUUUAUCAAGUUAUCGCUGCUGUCCUUCUUCUUGGUAAUCCAGUUGUCUGCUUUGAGAUUUACUCUUCUGAAUCAGAUUCUUGGAGUUGCUCUUCUUCAGAUUGUCUUGAGUUGGAAAAUAGCACAAGUCUUGAGGGUGGAGGAUCUUAUAUCAAAGGGGUGGCUUACUGGAAUACGUCAUCAAAUGAAGUGCUAGCAUUCGAUGUGAAAAAUGAGAUCCCGGCAGUUCUGAAUGUACCUGACCAAUCUGAGGGAGACGGUGGUGCCUUAACGCUAAUAGGAGACGAGGUAUGCUAUGUUACUGCUUAUAAUGACAGUGGAGAUGUUUUCGUUAUAGAUAUCUAUGGAGGCAUGGACAUGAGCCUGAAGCGUAGUGUCAACGUGAAUCUUGAAAGUAAGAAGCCACGUACUGAUCAAGUGUGUCGGAUACCCAAUGACCCUUGUUCUGUAGUGUGCUGUGAGAUCCUUCCCUCUUUUGACAGUGACACUGUGGUGAUCCAUACCGAUGAAAAGAUAUAUUUUUAUCACUUGAAAGAGCAGAAGGUUGAGACCGUGGCGAGUCCAGGACCAGUGGAUUACCAUAAGAGGUUUUUACCCUACAUAAACAGCCUCGCUAUGGUACAUGCAUGAGCUGAAGAAGUAGUAGUGUCCUUUGAUGAUAUUCUAGGGGUUGCUGUCUAGUAGAAGAAUUGUUUCUUUCUUUGAAGCAUAGGGAACUCUUUAAUUAGAGAUAUUUAUGUUUG
Messenger RNA from Nicotiana attenuata, 1527 nucleotides. Its product is annotated as F-box protein At5g49610-like. Bases 113 to 1414 code for a protein of 433 amino acids. The transcript is spliced from 3 exons. NCBI's taxonomy places the organism in Eukaryota, Viridiplantae, Streptophyta, Magnoliopsida, Solanales, Solanaceae. Gene Ontology annotation, molecular function: protein binding. The record is from RefSeq and is a predicted model, not a curated record.